Ananas comosus (pineapple) is the source of this 1461-nucleotide messenger RNA. RefSeq names its product protein FAM133-like. The coding region runs from base 256 to 783 and encodes 175 amino acids. The transcript has a single exon. NCBI's taxonomy places the organism in Eukaryota, Viridiplantae, Streptophyta, Magnoliopsida, Poales, Bromeliaceae. The record is from RefSeq and is a predicted model, not a curated record.
AAAUACUCCUCCCCAAUGAGAUGUGGAAACAUCUCCUCUCACAACCCAGAAGAAAUUAAUUAAGAAGAAUCCUAGAAACCUCACCUGCUCCUCCUCACCACCUCACCUCCUCUCUCUCUCUCUCUCUCUCUCUCUCUCUAAUCUUAUGUAAUCAUAUAUACCCCAUGCAAAAAAUAGAUCACAAGAAGAAACAAACUUCAUUGUAUAUAUACCACCCUUCUAAGUGAGAGGAGAGAAAAAGAGAGAGAGAGAAAGAUGAGGAGAUCAGAGGAUGAAGGGAGGUGCAAGAGACACCCAGAACACAGGCUAUGCAAAGGAGUUUGCCCAUAUUGCUUAAGAGAGAGGCUCUCUCACAUCUCAGCUUCUUCUUCUUCUACAACCACCAUGAACACCUCCUCCACCACCUCUUCUCCCUACUCAUCCAACUCUGAGCUCCCCUCCCCCACCACCUCUUCUCUUCUCAAAGACCCCAAGGAGACAGCAACAACAGCAACAGCAAGGCUCUCUGAAGGGCUAAGGAAGAGCAGGUCAUUGGCUUUUGUCAUAAAGGAGGAGGAGGAGAAGGAGGGGAAGAAGAUGAUGGAGGAGAACAUGGACAGGGAUAAAAAGAGUAAUAAGAAUAAGAACAAGGACAAGAAGAGCAAGAACAAGAAGAAGGUGGGGAGGUUUCUGUCUAAGCUUAUUGUUGGAUCAGAGAGGAGGAGGAAGCAGGUGGAUGGUGAUCAGUUGUUUCAUUCCAAGACCAUGAAGGAGAAGCCUUCUUCAAAGUGGGUAUGGUUUUAAACUUAUUGAAUUCUUCAUGCAGUAAUUUGUUUCCAUUUGUAUACAUAUGGGAAGUAAUGAGAACAAAAGUAUCAUGUAUAUACAUAUAUAUAUAUAGUGGUUAAUUUAGGAUAGAUAUAUAGGAAUUGUUGCAUGUAUGGAGACCUCUCAAUUGUAGGCAACCUUAAAAUUAAUAGGCCCUUUUUUUUUCUUUUUUUUUGGUUACUUUCGAUUGAAAUUUUAUCAACUUUCCAUGGUUUUGAUUAGAGUUUUUAAUUUCCUAAAUUCAGUCGAAAAUUUGUUAACUGUAAUGACUCUAUUAGUUAUCAACUGUUCACCCGCUUUUUAUAAUAUAUAUCUACAAUUCCAUGAGGUAAAAAUACAUUCAAAACAGUUAAUUUAUCAAAGUUUCUGUCAAAAAUAUUGAACAAAAUCUUCAAUAAAAUUGGUGGAAGCAAUUUGAAUUAUGAUUAAGAAUGGAAAGUUGAUAAAGUCUCAACCCCCAUAGUUUCGGAAAGAUCUAUAGUUGAGGGGAUUUUUUACACAUUUUUACCUAGCUAAAAAGAGUUCUUGUGGUUGCUGAGAUUUUCUAUGUAGAGCAUGAAGAGAUGUAAUUGCUUUGUAAUUGUAUUGAGAUCGAAUCUAAGUAAUUGUAUGUGUAAUUGAAUAUGAAGGGUAAAGAGAAUCAUUUGCCUAUCA